UUUGUGUUUGUGUCUCCCAGAUUCUAAUUGCAGUUCACUCAAGGCUAUGAGUUGAGCUCUGCAUUAUGCAUUGGUUGAGGAUUAGGCUUUUACAGAUGCAAAUAAGUUGGACCGCUCAAGAAAUUUCAUUUAUAGUUGGUCUACUCUGCACGGUUCAGAUCACAGACAGUUAGUUUCCUUCCCUUUCCCUCCUACUCUCUCAUCUCAUUCUGAUGCAGCACUGAUGCACAUGACAGUAAUGAUGGGGUUUGGAUAACCAUGGCUGUUACCUCUCACCUUGAAAUUGCUUAACAUACUGCAUAUCUAUUUCUGGAGUUUUCUCCAUUGUGUGUGUAUCUGUGUGUGCGUCUGUGAGAGAGAGAGAGAGAGAGGGACUCUCACAUUGUAUGUCUUAAUUCCAUCUCUCCUAACACUUCACUCUUUGCAAGUCCCUAAUCCGACCAGCCUGUUUAAAAGGUGCCGCACCUCGUCAGGGGGCUGCAGAGAACACCUUACUUCUACAAGAGCCGUUCCACCGUCCAUCCUUUCUCCCUCAUUUCCACUUCAACUACACCAAAAGACUCCCUCAUAGUAGUUUAUUCUAAAAAGAGAGAGAGAGGCACAGACUGUUUCAUCCACUUUUAAGGUCUCAGAAGAAGAAAAGGCAUCAACACCCACAGCCAUGAAUGGCACAGAAGGACCCAACUUCUAUGUACCCAUGUCUAACAAGACUGGGUUGGUGCGCAGCCCAUUUGAGUACCCUCAGUACUACCUGGCUGAACCCUGGAAGUACUCUCUUCUUGCAGCGUACAUGCUGUUCCUCAUCAUUUCUUCCUUCCCCAUUAACUUUCUCACCCUCUACGUCACUGUCAAGCACAAAAAGCUGAGGACCCCGCUGAACUAUGUUCUGCUCAACCUGGCGGUGGCCGACCUCUUUAUGGUAGUUGGGGGCUUCACGGUCACUCUCUACACGGCCCUGCAUGGAUAUUUCGUCUUAGGUGUCAGCGGCUGCAAUAUUGAAGGAUUCUUUGCCACAUUAGGAGGAGAGAUUGCUCUCUGGUCUCUGGUGGUUUUGGCUAUUGAGCGCUAUAUUGUGGUCUGUAAGCCGAUGACCAACUUCCGCUUUGGAGAAAAACAUGCCAUGGCUGGCCUGGGUUUCACAUGGGUCAUGGCCCUGACCUGUGCUGCUCCCCCUCUCUUUGGAUGGUCCCGGUAUAUCCCAGAGGGAAUGCAGUGUUCCUGUGGGAUUGACUACUACACUCCCAAGCCUGAGAUCAACAACACCUCGUUCGUCAUCUAUAUGUUUGUCCUCCACUUCUGUAUCCCCCUGUUCAUCAUCUUCUUCUGCUACACUAGCCUCCUCUGCACUGUGCGAGCGGCUGCAGCUCAGCAGCAGGAGUCUGAAACCACCCAGAGGGCAGAGAAAGAAGUGACUCGCAUGGUCAUUGUCAUGGUGAUCUCCUUUUUGGUAUGCUGGGUGCCCUAUGCCAGCGUGGCUUGGUACAUCUUUGCCAAUCAGGGAACUGAGUUUGGGCCAGUAUUCAUGACUGCUCCCGCCUUCUUCGCCAAGAGUGCCGCUCUGUACAACCCAGUCAUCUACAUCCUGCUAAACAGACAGUUCAGAAACUGCAUGAUCACCACGGUGUGCUGUGGAAAGAACCCAUUUGGAGAAGAUGAGGCUGCUGUCUCCAAAACUCAGACUUCAUCCGUCUCUUCAAGCCAGGUGGCCCCCGCUUGACCUGUGCUCCCUUUCUCACCCUCUUCUGUCCCAUCUGUGCCUGCCUCAGAUGGGGACCCACCACCGCCAAGCAGCACUACCUUCAAUCAGCCAAUCCUCUUGACUUACCUCUCCUUUUGUCUUCUCUGCAGUGUCGCCACUGCACCUUCAAGCGGGACUGACGCAUUUAAAAACCAGCAUGUGUGUUUUUAAUCCAUUUAAUUAUGGAGGGUUCAGCUGGUCUCACAGAUUUUAACCUGGCAUCCAAAGGGGUGACCACUUGGUGGUCAUCCAACUGAGCACCAUAUGAGCUCUCCACUUUCCAAAAACACACAAAAUGGGUAAAAAUCCAACUGUAAGUAAUUAUCACAGCUAAUUAUGUAUCCAAAAACGUGCUUUAAACAAUCAAUUAUAUGAGUGGAAUUCUGUUUAGAUAAUCAGAUGAGUUUUUAAGCUCUACCCUGUCUCUCUAACUCUAUUCUAGUUGCCGUGUUGAUCAAGCUGAGAAGGUUAGCUUCUUGGUAUUGUCUGAGAUGAUUAGUGUAAAGAAAAAUGGACCUCCUGCAAGAGUCUGUACAUGUGUGAGUUGGAUGUUUAUGUAUGUGAAUGUCAGAAUGCUAGUGUGUGAAUUAAGGUGAAACAGGAAUAUUACUGUAAUGGCUAGGAUUUGUGGCAGUUGUUCUGUGUCCUGCAAUAAAAACAAAGCUAAAUGUCUGCACGACCCCCCCUGCCCCUUACUCGUUUUCUUCACGAGAACAUUUACAAGGAUUUCUGAGAAGUUCCAGAUGCUAGCUUGUGGGCUUUUAGGUGGCAGGCCAAAUCAUAA
This is a messenger RNA of Pelmatolapia mariae (spotted tilapia), 2522 nucleotides long. Its product is annotated as rhodopsin-like. Gene Ontology annotation, biological process: cellular response to light stimulus; visual perception; phototransduction. The coding region runs from base 662 to 1717 and encodes 351 amino acids. NCBI's taxonomy places the organism in Eukaryota, Metazoa, Chordata, Actinopteri, Cichliformes, Cichlidae. Gene Ontology annotation, cellular component: photoreceptor outer segment; plasma membrane. The record is from RefSeq and is a predicted model, not a curated record. Gene Ontology annotation, molecular function: G protein-coupled photoreceptor activity. The transcript has 5 exons.